CCUUCUCUGGCACUCCACAUGCAAGCCCCUCACUGCAACGAUAGCUGCUUGACUAGCUAGCUAUAUUGCUAUUGUGGAUGUUGGAUGACAAUAAAUACUUAUCAAAUUCAUUUCAUGUAGAGUAAUAACAAACCCUCAAGAAGUAACUGUUUGAGCAAGUGGUGACCAAUUUUUCCUUUUACCUUGGAACAUGCACAUAUAUAUAUUAAUGUGCCAGGCCAUGUUUUAUGUUUCCUCUUUAAUUCAAAGUUUCCAACCAAAGACCUUUUUUUCUUUCCUUUGAGAAAUGGAGGAGAUAGAGCAAGACACUGCCAAUAACAACAUUGGUGCUACUGAUGACCAUGAAAUUAUGAGAGUUUCAAAACAAGGAAGAGGGAUGCAUCUUGUGUGGGAAGAUUUGAGUGUUGUUAUUCCAAAUUUUGGUGAAGGACACACCAAGAGGUUGCUUAAUGGAUUGAGUGGAUAUGCUGAACCUAACAGAAUCAUGGCUAUCAUGGGUCCUUCUGGCUCUGGAAAAUCUACUCUUCUUGAUGCUUUAGCAGGUAGACUCUCUAGAAAUGUUAUUAUGACAGGAAAUGUGCUUCUAAAUGGAAAAAAGAGGAGAUUAGACUAUGGGGUUGUAGCUUAUGUGACCCAAGAAGACAUAUUGUUGGGAACACUGACAGUUAGAGAGACAAUAUCUUACUCAGCAAAUCUAAGGCUUCCAGCUACCAUGACCAAAGAAGAGGUGAAUGAUAUUGUAGAGGGAACAAUUAUGGAGAUGGGUCUUCAAGAUUGUGCUGAUAGGCUAAUAGGAAACUGGCACUUGAGAGGUAUAAGUGGUGGAGAAAAGAAAAGACUGAGCAUAGCACUUGAAAUCCUCAUAAGGCCUUGCCUCUUGUUCCUUGAUGAACCUACAAGUGGUUUGGAUAGUGCCUCAGCAUAUUUUGUUGCACAAACUCUGAGAAACAUAGCUCAUGAUGGCAAGACUGUUAUCUCUUCUAUACAUCAACCAAGCAGUGAGGUUUUUGCACUCUUUGAUGAUCUCUUUCUGCUUUCUGGGGGUCAAACAAUAUACUUUGGAGCAGCAGAAAAGGCAGUUGAGUUCUUUGGCAAAGCAGGAUUUCCUUGUCCAAGUAGAAGAAACCCUUCUGAUCAUUUCCUCCGUUGUAUUAAUUCAGACUUCGACAAUGUCACAACUAUCAUGGCCUCCCGGAGAAUACAUGAACAAAAAUCAUUAACAUCAGCAUCAGUGAUGAACUUAACAACUGCUGCAAUCAAAGCAAUACUCAUAGAGAAAUACCGAUGGUCAGAAUAUGCAACUACUGCAAGAGCAAGAAUCAAAGAAAUCUCAAACAUUGAAGGACAUGAUACUGAAAGUAAAAGUAAGAGCCAAGCCAGAUGGUGGAAGCAACUAUCAACACUGACUAGCAGAUCUUUUGUGAACAUGUCUAGAGAUGUGGGGUACUACUGGAUAAGGAUGGCAAUCUAUGUUGCCUUAUCUUUCUGUGUUGGAACAAUCUUUUUUGAAGUUGGAUCAAGUUAUAGAUCUAUUUUUGCAAGAGGAGCAUGUGGUGCUUUUGUAUCAGGUUUCAUGACAUUCAUGUCCAUCGGAGGAUUCCCAUCCUUCAUAGAAGAAAUGAAGGUGUUCUACAAGGAAAGGCGCAAUGGGUAUUAUGGGAUUGGAGUCUACAUUCUAUCAAAUUUUCUCUCUUCCUUUCCCUUUGUGACAGUUAUGUCCAUUGCUACUGGAACUAUAACCUAUUAUAUGGUCAAGUUUCGUCCUGAGUUUUCACAUCUUUCAUAUAUAUGCCUGGACCUUUUGGCCUGCAUUGCAGUUGUAGAGAGCUCCAUGAUGAUCAUAGCUUCAUUGGUUCCCAACUUCCUGAUGGGAUUGAUAAUAGGAGCAGGAUAUAUUGGUGUUAUGAUGAUGACUGCUGGCUAUUUCCGUCAGAUCCCUGAUCUUCCAAAAUUCUUCUGGCGCUACCCAAUGUCAUACAUAAAUUAUGGUGCAUGGGCAUUGCAGGGAGCUUUCAAGAAUGACCUGAUUGGGAUGGAGUUUGAUCCUUUAGUACCUGGGGACCCAAAGCUGAAAGGAGAAAUCAUCCUCACAACCAUGCUUGGGAUGAAAACUGAUCAUUCAAAAUGGUGGGACUUAGCUGUAGUCACCCUCAUCCUCAUAUUUCUUAGAGUUAUUUUCUUUUUCAUUCUCAAGUUCAAGGAGAGAGCUGCACCUUACCUUCACAGUAUCUACACCAAGCAAGCCCUGCAACGUAUCAAGAAACGACCUUCAUUCAGGAAACCACCAGCUUUCCCUUCCAAGAGGCACCAAGCUCUGCAUCCAUUGUCAUUUCAAGAGGGUCUCAACUCCCCAAUUCAUUAGAAGCAUCAGUUGCUGAUACAAACACACAAGCAUCACACACCAUACCCCCAUUUAUAUAUUGGGAAACACUAUGUUUUGACAUUUGACAUAAAUAAAAUAUAUCAACAUAAGAAAGAGGCAAAGGAAACUUGUGAUGUUAUGGUAUGGUGGUUGGUUAUAAAAUAUCAUGUCUUCUCCAUCAGUUCAGCCAGCAUAAAUGCCUGAAAUCAAAUUCAAAAUCCAACCCAAUGCUAAACAGAAUUUUAAU
Molecule: messenger RNA, 2609 nt
Organism: Lotus japonicus
Lineage: Eukaryota; Viridiplantae; Streptophyta; Magnoliopsida; Fabales; Fabaceae
Product: ABC transporter G family member 15-like
Exons: 9
Coding region: 287-2362 (691 amino acids)
Cellular component (GO): membrane
Molecular function (GO): ATP hydrolysis activity; ABC-type transporter activity; ATP binding
Source: RefSeq, a predicted model, not a curated record